CCCCACUCACGGAAACACUCGAGUAUUUCGUCUUAAUAGCCUGUUGGAACCACGGGGCCCCUAUUCUAUUUAUUUACCGCUAUGCGGCAGGCCGGCUGAUGCUCAAUGUCCCCUUAUUCAGUUCAUGGCGUCGCAUUUGAUGACCUUGCCCGAAUAUUUUCAGCUAGACACCAAAACAACGAGGUUCUCGAGAUUGAGAUUCUUCCUCCUGGUCUAGGUCCUCUCUUACAGGAUGGCAACUCGGUUGGCAUCACAAAGAAGUACCUGGUUCAGGCUUUCAUUACGGCAAGACGCAUUUUCUUCAACGCUCUAAAUGGGACUUCCGUAAUUGAGCCUGGACAUGAGAACACUAUCUCUCCAUGUGGACCCUGGAAUUAUGCUUCAGACGAGCUCCUCAUUGUAUCUACUGAAAUCAUUCUCCUCUUUGACUGCGAGCAUCUGACAGCAUGCAACUGGCGCAAAAGGCGCCUGGCUGCUUUCAUCCAGCGCCACGAUCUUGCAGAUUCUGACGUUGAUAGUCUCUGGUCACUCGUCGAUGCCUUGGGCAAAGAGCUCUCAAUGACCAAGACCUUUUUGUGCUCUCGAUUGCAUCGACACACCAAAUCACCAACACUAUGGAAUCACCGCUUGUGGGCCCUGACUCGCUUAAUCCGCAUCCAAGAGCUGGAGAAAGCAGCAUCUGCUCCCAGAAGGCAGCUGGAUGAGUUCGCGCAUGGAACGAUCCCAGGAAUAACGAAUGAUGAAUUGACCAUGGUACUCCGGGCUGGAGAACUUCACCCUCGGAACUAUUACGCCUUUAGUUAUAUGAGAGCAGUCAUCCAUAUUGCCACUGAUACGAGUGAAAGUGGCCAGAAUGCCUCUACAAUACUAGCUGAAUCUAUGAUGCCAAAAGCUUUGCGAUGGUGUCUGGCCCAUCCUGCCGAUAUAUCGGGAUGGGCAUUUACUAACUUCUUACUUGAGAAAGUUUCUCGAGGUGAGAUUCGCAGAAAUGCUGUCAGUCAGGCGAUACAGUUCGCCUUGGAUAUCGGUUGGAAGGGUGAGAGUCUGUGGGUAUUCGUGUGCUCAGCGUCAACCAGCCUAGACGGCGAAACCAUGAUCGAAGAUGGGCCAUGGGCCUCUCGAUGGAAUGCAUUGGCGGGAGAUUCUCUACCAAAAUCUGGACUGAAGGAUGGUUGGAGGGUCUGGCUAGAAAGGGCGAGGGCUGCCUGGGCUGCUGACCCACCGGUCAAUGAGAACAAUGGUCAGCCGUCCACAUGAAGACACACCAGACGUAUACUCAAUCAGGGGUCGUGCGUGCUUUUGGACAAGGAGUAUGCGUACCUCGUCGCAUCAUACACCUUUACAUGUAAAACAUGAAGAUAUUGCAUGACUUGCGAGGUAGCCUCGUUGCAAACGCCAAAUGUGACCAAAUUGAAUCAAGUCCUCGCUAACUAACUUAUCAUGUUCUCGUAACAUGCUCCAAAUC
This is a messenger RNA of Aspergillus saccharolyticus JOP 1030-1, 1465 nucleotides long. RefSeq lists its product as uncharacterized. The coding region runs from base 106 to 1257 and encodes 383 amino acids. Gene Ontology annotation, biological process: protein prenylation. Lineage: Eukaryota; Fungi; Ascomycota; Eurotiomycetes; Eurotiales; Aspergillaceae. The transcript has a single exon. The record is from RefSeq and is a predicted model, not a curated record. Gene Ontology annotation, cellular component: cytoplasm. Gene Ontology annotation, molecular function: protein prenyltransferase activity.